This is a messenger RNA of Xenopus laevis (African clawed frog), 2777 nucleotides long. RefSeq names its product adenosine deaminase, RNA-specific, B1 S homeolog (gene adarb1.S). The transcript is spliced from 11 exons. Bases 457 to 2634 code for a protein of 725 amino acids. NCBI's taxonomy places the organism in Eukaryota, Metazoa, Chordata, Amphibia, Anura, Pipidae. The record is from RefSeq and is a predicted model, not a curated record.
ACGCGCAAUAGGCGGGGGUCGGCCUUGUAGGCGGCUUUGUCUGAUUGGUUGUUGUCAUGCACGCGCUGUGGCGGGAGCUGUUGCUUGGUGUGGCUGCCUGUGAGCUGAUUGAGUGUACGCAGCACCGGGAGGCAUAGACACUGUGCUCCGCCGAACGGGAGAAGGACUGGGACUCUUGGGCACCAGCACAGACAAGCGGAAAAGGUCGAGUUGUCAUUCAGUGGAAAGGAUUUAGCGGGGCACAAAGGACUGCUCCAGAAGACCUGCCACUCUCUGCCCGAGGGCAAGCACGUUUCAUCCAAGGGAACCGGCAAGACCCUGCACAUCUUUCCUCUUCUAAUCCCGUCAGACCCGUGCCCUGCUCAGCAUUAGAAGGCAUUCUCAUCAAAUCCAUGGCAGAAGGUAUGACCUGAAUAGAUUCCUUUGAAAACUCAUUUGAUAUUCUACCAUUGUAAUAUGUCAAAAGAAAACUGGAAUGAACCAUCUUUCGAGUUAAGAGGUAUCCGCCAUUCAAGAAACCAGCAAAAGUAUUUUACAAUGGAUGUUGAUGAUGAAGAAAAUCUGAGUUCAAGCAGCGCCAAUGUUAAGGAAAAUCGUAACUUGGAUGGAGCUUCAGGAAAAGACGGAAGUGGCCAAGCUACCAUAGAGGGGGCUCCGCUUUCCAAUGGGAGUGAGGGAAGGAACAGCAGGAAACGCCCUUUAGAAGAAGGCAACUAUGGCCAUUCCAAGUUCCGCCCAAAGAAGAGGAAGAAAAUUCCGGGCCCUGUGUUGCCAAAGAAUGCUCUUAUGCAACUGAAUGAAAUAAAGCCUGGCUUACAGUACAAGCUUAUAUCUCAGACUGGACCUGUUCAUGCACCUGUCUUUAUAAUGACUGUUGAAGUAAAUGGACAAAUUUUUGAAGGUUCGGGACCUACUAAGAAGAAGGCUAAGCUUAAUGCUGCUGAGAAGGCUUUAAGGUCAUUUGUGCAAUUCCCAAACGCAUCAGAAGCUCAUCUAGCAAUGGGCAGAACUCUGUCUAUUAAUACUGAUUUUACCUCUGACCAAGCAGACUUUCCAGAUACUCUCUUUAAUGGAUUUGAGAAAUCAGAACAGUCUGAGCAUGUUUUCUUGGGAUCUAAUGGCAAUGAAUCCUUUAAUUCGGCAAGCGACUAUAGCUUAUUGAUGAUUGGAAACAGUAACUUUAUUCAGUCUCCCCUUCCGACACCAUCUUUGUUCCCACCAGCUAGUGGAAAAAAUCCUGUGAUGAUUUUAAAUGAGCUUCGUCCUGGCCUUAAAUAUGACUUUGUCUCUGAGAGUGGUGAAAGCCAUGCCAAGAAUUUUGUAAUGUCAGUAACUGUAGACAAUGAAACAUUUGAAGGAUCUGGAAGAAACAAGAAACUUGCAAAGGCAAGAGCAGCACAAUCUGCUCUUGCAUCACUUUUUAAUAUGCACUUGGAUCAGACUCCUUCCAGACAGCCUAUUCCAAGUGAAGGCCUACAAUUACAUUUACCCCAGGUUCUGUCUGAUGCUGUUGCACGCUUGGUUGUAGACAAAUUCAGCGACUUGACUGAUAAUUUUACAUCUCCGCACGCACGCCGUAAGGUUCUUGCUGGAGUUGUCAUGACAACAGGAACAGAUGUUAAAGAUGCCCAAGUCAUAUGUGUUUCCACUGGAACUAAGUGUAUCAACGGGGAGUACAUGAGUGAUCGAGGCCUUGCUUUAAACGACUGUCAUGCUGAAAUUAUAUCUCGCAGGUCGCUACUUAGAUUUCUCUACACACAGCUUGAGCUGUUUUUAAGCACUAAGGAGCACCAUCAAAAGUCUAUAUUUACGAAGUCAGAACGGGGAGGAUUUAAGCUUAAGGAUAAUGUUCAGUUUCAUUUGUACAUUAGUACAUCACCCUGUGGUGAUGCUCGUAUUUUCUCACCGCAUGAAGCUGGACAGGAAGACCAAGGGGAUCGGCAUCCUAACCGAAAGGCAAGAGGGCAACUUCGUACCAAAAUAGAGUCUGGAGAAGGGACCAUACCAGUUCGAUCAAGCAGCACUAUCCAGACAUGGGAUGGUGUUCUACAAGGAGAGCGGUUGCUUACAAUGUCCUGCAGUGACAAGUUAGCAAGGUGGAAUGUUGUAGGCAUCCAGGGAUCCCUGCUCAGCCUGUUUGCUGAACCAAUUUACCUGUCAAGCAUUAUCUUGGGUAGCCUGUAUCAUGGUGACCACCUAUCAAGGGCUGUCUAUCAGCGGAUAUCGGAUAUAGAAGAUUUACCCCUACUUUACGCACUCAAUAAGCCCUUAUUAAGUGGAAUAAGCAAUGCUGAAGCACGACAGCCUGGAAAAGCUCCCGGUUUCAGUGUAAACUGGACAGUUGGAGACUCUGGCCUUGAAGUUAUUAAUGCAACUACAGGCAAAGAUGAAAUGGGGCGUGCAUCACGCUUAUGCAAGCAUGCUCUGUACAGCCGAUGGAUGAGAAUUCAUGCAAAGUUGUCUUCCAGCAUGAGGUGUAAAACCGGGAAACCUAACAUGUACCAUGAUACCAAACAGUCGGCGGUUGAAUACCAGUCUGCAAAAGAAUGUGUCUUCAAAGUCUUUCAGAAGACAGGACUGGGAGCCUGGGUUAAAAAACCCAUAGAACAGGACCAGUUUUCUUUCAAUGUUUAAUGCAAUGGACAAAGACCUUUUUUUUUGUUUGUUUUUUUGUAAUCUUUGAAUUGGCAGGGGUUAUCAACACUAGUUAAAAUGUGGUUUUGAUUUUUGUCUCUAACGUGCCAAUCAUCUUCCAUAACUUUUGGACUUGUCACCCA